This is a messenger RNA of Myotis daubentonii (Daubenton's bat), 5312 nucleotides long. RefSeq names its product zinc finger protein 12 (gene ZNF12). NCBI's taxonomy places the organism in Eukaryota, Metazoa, Chordata, Mammalia, Chiroptera, Vespertilionidae. The record is from RefSeq and is a predicted model, not a curated record. The transcript is spliced from 5 exons. Gene Ontology annotation, biological process: regulation of DNA-templated transcription. Bases 977 to 3058 code for a protein of 693 amino acids.
GCUGUCGCUUCCUGUCCGAGCCCAGGUCGCCGCUGCCCCUGGUGCCCAAGCCGUGGCCUCUGUUGGGCGACGAUCCCAGGGCCUGCGGGGCUGGGCGCUGUCCGGUCGGGCCGCCACGCAGCGGGCGCGGGGCUGUGCGGGCGGAGUCUGGAGCGGGGACCCGGAGGCGACCCGGAGCCCGCGGGCCAGGCCCGAGGAGCUGGGCGGCGGCGGGGUCGGGCCCGGCCCGUCGGCAUCGCGGCGCCCGGCCGAGGCGCGCGGGGCGGUGAGGCCCCGGCAGGGACGUUCUCCUGAGUGAGUGUGUCCCGUAGGCCCAGAGCCGGCUCCUCGGGGACGCGGCUUGGGAGGCGCAGAGGCGGGGGCCCCGGGAGCCUGGGGGCGGGUCAGCGAGUCCCGACGGGCGGUCGUGCGCUGGCGGCCGCGGCAGUUCUGGGUCCUCCCGGCCGCGGUGAGCAGGGCUGGGGACUCGCCCCGGGCGAGGACACGGGAGUCUGCGGCCGGGAGCGUGGACCGCUUCCCGGGGACCCGCGUGUCAGAGGCGGAGGGUCAGGCUGCCGGGAGCGGGCGCCGCCCCGGACCGGGGACCUCCCUGUCUCCUGGGGGCCUCGGGGGUCCCAGCCUGGGUUCGAGGUGCCCCUGCUCCCUGCACCCCCAACACCCCUUCCUCCGCCCCGCCCUCCCCAGGUUCCAGACGUCUCUAAACGUCCCCCAGGACCUAGUUCACCGCCUAGGCGUGUGCCCACUCCCCUCGGAGCUGCCUGUGCCGUCUGGUGCCGCGGUUCGAUGAGCCCGCAGGGGGCGCCCUGCUCCUCGGUGACAGCGGAAGAGACUGGGCCUGAGAAGGGCGGGACAUGCCCGGGUGUCCGCCUGAGGGUGGGAUCGUGAACAGGACUCAGGCUCCCAGGCCAAGCGUUGAGCCCUGAAUUAUACUUAACCUCUGGUUUCACAGUCCUCGUUUUUCCAAGAGCAGCAGAAAAUGAAUAAAUCUCUGGAGCCAGUGUCAUUCAGGGACGUGGCCGUGGACUUCACCCAGGAGGAGUGGCAGCAGCUGGGCCCGGAGCAGAAGACCACCUACAGGGACGUGAUGCUGGAGAACUACAGCCACCUCGUCUCCGUGGGGUGUCACCUUGUCAAACCGGAAGUGAUCAUCAAGCUGGAGCAAGGAGAAGAGCCCUGGAGAGUAGGAGAAGUCCUACUUCACAGUCGCCCAGAAGCCUGGAAAGUCGACCUGAUAGAGAGAGUCCAGGAAAGUGAAGACAAACAUUCCAGGCAAACUCUAUCCAUCAACAACAAAACCCUGAUUGAAGAGAGGGGUGAUGUUCUUGGUAAGACUUUUAAUGUGGAAACAAACCCUGUUCCUUCAAGAAAAGUAUCCCAUAAAUGUUACUCUUGUGAAAAGAGUCUAAAAUCCACUUCCGAAUAUAUCAGUAGUGACGGAAGUUAUGCAAGAAUGAAGCCUGAUGAAUGUAGUGCCUGUGGGAAAUCACUUCUCCAUGUGAAGCUUGAGAAAACUCACCCAGGGGAGAAAUCUUAUGAAUUUAAUCAAAAUGGGGAAGCUUAUACUCUAAAUAAAGAAAGUAUUUAUCAGAACAUUCAUAUUUUGGAGAAACCCUUUGAAUAUAUUGAAUGCCAGAAAGCCUUUCAAAAGGAUGCAGUUUUUGUUAAUCCUAUGGAGGAGAAGCCCUACAAGUGGAAUGAAUCUGAAAUAGCCUUUAUCCAGAUGUCAAACCUCAGUGUACAUCCAACAUCUCAUAUGGAAAUGAAACCCUAUGAAUGCAAUGCAUGUGGGAAAUCCUUCUGUAAAAAGUCAAAAUUCAUUAUACAUCAGAGGACUCACACAGGAGAGAAACCUUACGCAUGUAAUCAGUGUGGGAAAUCCUUCUGCCAAAAGGGAACCCUCACUGUACAUCAGAGAACACACACAGGGGAGAAGCCCUAUGAAUGUAAUGAAUGUGGGAAAACUUUCUACCAGAAGUUACACCUCAUUCAACAUCAGAGAACUCACUCAGGAGAGAAGCCCUAUGAAUGUAGUUAUUGUGGAAAAUCAUUUUGCCAGAAGACGCACCUCACCCAACACCAGAGAACACAUUCAGGAGAGAGACCCUAUGUUUGUCAUGACUGUGGAAAAACCUUCUCCCAGAAGUCAGCACUUAAUGACCAUCAUAAAAUUCACACAGGCGUGAAACUCUAUAAGUGUAAUGAAUGUGGGAAAUGCUUCUGCCGCAAAUCUACCCUCACAACACAUCAGAGGACACACACAGGAGAAAAACCCUAUGAAUGUAACGAAUGUGGAAAGUUUUUCUCUCGGUUAUCAUAUCUCACUGUACAUUAUAGAACUCAUUCAGGAGAGAAACCCUAUGAAUGUAAUGAAUGUGGGAAAACCUUCUACCUGAAUUCAGCCCUCAUGAGACAUCAGAGAGUACACACCGGAGAGAAACCAUAUGAAUGUAAUGAAUGUGGAAAAUUAUUCUCCCAGUUGUCAUACCUCACUAUACAUCAUAGAACUCAUUCAGGAGUGAAACCCUAUGAAUGCAAUGAAUGUGGGAAAACCUUCUACCAGAAUUCAGCCCUUUGUAGACAUCGAAGAAUACAUAAAGGGGAGAAGCCCUAUGAAUGUUAUAUAUGUGGGAAGUUUUUCUCUCAGAUGUCAUACCUCACGAUACAUCAUAGAAUCCAUUCAGGAGAGAAACCUUACGAAUGUAAUGAAUGUGGGAAAACCUUUUGUCAGAAUUCAGCCCUUAAUCGACAUCAGAGAACGCACACUGGAGAGAAAGCCUAUGAAUGUUACGAGUGCGGAAAAUUCUUCUCUCAGAUGUCAUAUCUCACCAUACAUCAUAGAAUUCAUUCCGGAGAGAAACCCUUUGAAUGUAAUGAAUGUGGAAAGGCCUUCUCGCGAAUGUCUUACCUUACUGUACAUUACAGAACUCAUUCAGGAGAGAAACCCUAUGAAUGUAAUGAAUGUGGGAAAAAAUUCUACUACAGAUCAGCCUUCAAUAGCCAUCAGAGGAUCCACAGGCGAGGGAAUAUGAAUGCGCUUGAUGUGGGAAGGCUUCUCUGAAGUCAGACCUCAUUUUACAUCAGAGAACCAUUUCAGUGUAAUGUAUGUAACUCCUACCUUUGCUAAGUCAGAGUUCACACAGGGGAAAGUGGACCGACCUCUGUGCAUUACUCACACUUGUAAUCCGAGAAUUCACAGGGUGGAAACCCCAAGUACAACAAGACACACGACUUGGAUACCAGACUGUAAAAUGUGUGAACACCUAGAAUGUAUAUAUACUUCCAUGGAGUCAGACUGUUUCAUAUAUCAGGGAAUUCAUUCCAAGGGGGAGAUCUGUCAUUUUACAGAAUGUGGAAAACACUUCUCUAGAAAUUAUUAAUACUAAAAGUUACGUUUCUGAUAUAAUAUCAAGUUUUUUGUAAUAUAUAUAUUGUGGAUACAUGUACUCCUUGUGUAAAUAGAAGCUGCAAGGCUAGAUAGCUGAUCAGGACCACAUUAAACUCAUACAUGAGUGUGUCCUGAGCAUGUAGGUCUUUGUUAACUUGCUUUUUAGAAUGGUACAUUACAGGGAUUGUAUCUUCAUUUGGAAUCAUGUUUGAAAAGGCAGUGUAUUCUUAUUGGAAUAAUUUUUUGACAUAUGUAGGAUUAACCACUUUAAUAGUACAGCCAUGUUAGUACUUAGUAUGCAUUGCCAUUGAACUAAUAUUUGGUAUAUAUAAAGUAUGUUUCUUCUUGUACUCUUUCCUAGCACUUACAAAUGUAUUUGAUUAUUGUUAAUGAACUAAAUAACUAAACACUGCCGCCAAAAUGAAGUCAGUGUUUUUUAUAAUGUUCACAACUAUAUCUGAGUCAGCAAGAGAUAGAAAAUGAUGUAUAAAAUAGAUAGAAAGCUGCAUAGAUAAUUUUAAAUUGUUAAUGCCAGAAGUCACAAGUAGUGAGAAAAACUGUAGUAUUCAUUGAACUCUAUACAUUUUAAAACUGAACUUAAAAUAUUCCUGUUUUUAUCUAAUUUCUCAUCUAUUUUUAUUUGGAUGCCUACACAAAUGUAAAUGUGCAAACCACCAUACUAUGUAAUUUAGGAAUUAUGUGUAUUUUUGAUAUGAUAGUAUUUUUAAACAUUGUGCUCUACUCCUUCCUGUUCCCGACUGAGGAACAUGUUCACGUGGGUUUGUGCAGACAUUGUUGAGUAACCACCCUCGCCACUUGCUCCUUACUGUUUGCUGGCAGAGUUUGGGUAUCCAUGGAAUGCGGGUAAAUCUUGAUCAUUUUCAGCCAGUAAUGACAAUCCCUUUCUCAUUACCAGCAAUGGGAUGGUCUUGGGACCCAAUUCUAGACAUAUAUACAAAGCAGAUACCAAACACGUUCUUUUUGGAAAAGGUUUCCUCAAAUAUUCAAGGAAUCCUGAGGUUGACGUGGAAUCUUGUAUUAAACGUUGCCUUGCUGGGAAGUGAUGCUUGGUUAUGUCUCAACAAUGACGUAUAACUAAAGUGUGGCAGAGCAGAAAGACGAAGAACUGGGGCCCAGAAGGGGAUUCUGAGCCACUGGACCAGCCAUCCAUGGAGCCACUUCGCCUCAGGACUGUUCUUCUGUGAAAGACUCAAUAUCUUCUCCAGCCAGUGGAUUUGGGGUUGCUCUUUUAUUGAUAAAGAUACAAAGUGACACUUCUGUAGGAGUCACACAACUGACAAGUGGACUUUAGGUAAAUCAUUUAUUUUGAGGUGUUGAUAUAGAGAUUUAUCUUAUUUUCUGUAAAGUUUGAUGUAAGUAGGUUGAGCAUUAGAAACAAUUAAGUGUAUCUGUUUCCAUGAAUCGUUAAUCACCAACUUAAGGAUCUUUGGAACCUGAUAUAAUCUUUCUUUUUAUAAUGCAUGGCAUAAAGUUUGUUUAGGUUCAUUCAUAUUAUUCAUAGAUUGUUGCUGCACUGUUAGUUGACAACAUAUGGUAUAAGGUAAGAACCUACUUUUGUUGCCAGUGGUUAGCCUGAUGCCUGUGUUUUUUGAAUAAUUUAUUCCUCACCAUUGAGAAUGAAUGGCCACAUUUUUUCAUUAUUUCCACCACUCAUGGCACCUGUUCUGUAGCUCAGCACUUUUCCCUCUGUGUUCUUCUAGGACGGUGAUUGUGACUGUGCCACAUAACAGGACUCAAAGGUCUGGUAGGUUGUAGAGUUCUGUGUAAGAACCAUGUAUUCAGUUCAAGAGGCCACCCCUUCAGUAUAUUUGUUGAAAUGCUAUCUACCAAGGUUUCCACACUCAUGUGUCAUCAUUAUAGCUUCAAUACACAGUAUGCAUUUUAAGUAAAAUAUUUGAAAAGUUUA